Molecule: messenger RNA, 2903 nt
Organism: Anopheles stephensi (Asian malaria mosquito)
Lineage: Eukaryota; Metazoa; Arthropoda; Insecta; Diptera; Culicidae
Product: T-box-containing protein TBX6L-like
Exons: 5
Coding region: 504-1895 (463 amino acids)
Biological process (GO): heart development; regulation of transcription by RNA polymerase II; positive regulation of DNA-templated transcription
Cellular component (GO): nucleus
Molecular function (GO): DNA-binding transcription factor activity, RNA polymerase II-specific; RNA polymerase II cis-regulatory region sequence-specific DNA binding
Source: RefSeq, a predicted model, not a curated record
CCAGAACUUGUUCGGAGUUUAUUUUCCGAGCGAACCUUCAACCGUGCGGGUGUGCGUUGCUCUGUGUCGCGUGUCUUGGACGAGCAAGUAGAAGACUGUACAGAAACAAAAAAAAAAACAAACGUCAGCGAACCAACAUUUAUUAAGGUUCAAGUUGUGACGGACGAGAAGAUUUCGGUGGACAGUGAUUUGUGGUUCGAAAGUGUUCGUAGUGCAGUUUUGUCUUAUUCAGAAUUGAACAACAAGAAAAAAACAAAAAUCAAUGAGUGCAUCAGUUGCAUCGGCAGUACACUGAGAAGACUUACGAGUGAGAAUCGUGGUGGGACGAGUGCAAAAAUUGAACGUGGAUUCCAUUCAAACAACAACUGUUCCUGUUGUGUGAAGUUUUACAAGUGUUCCUGCUGUGUGUCGGUGUUUGUGUGAGCCGCUGAGGCCAAGUGCAACGUUGCAAUCCGUUCGAAAGUGCACUGCCAUCACCACCACCACCCUCCUGCACGCAUAAAAUGACCGCCGAUCUAAUGGAUUUACGGAUGCACCAUCACCUAGCGCUCCAGACGGAGUUCUACCGGAUGCAGAUGCAGCGUUUGCCAGAUCCGUAUCCGGCGAUGCUACCGGUUCCACCGCCCCGACCACUGAUGAUACCGCCGCGCUACAACACCCUGCCGGAUGUGGACAUCAAGCUGCAGAACCGCGAUCUCUGGAGUCAGUUCCACAAGAUCGGUACCGAGAUGAUCAUCACCAAGAGUGGCCGACGUAUGUUUCCCUCGAUGCGACUGUCCGUUAAUGGGUUGGAAGCGGAGGAGAACUACUUCAUACUGCUCGAGAUGGUCCCAAUCAGUGACUGUCGGUUCAAGUUCAGCGGAUCCCAGUGGGUGCCGGCUGGUGGUGCCGAACCGCAGAGUCCCCAGCGUAUCUACUUUCAUCCGGAUGGGCCAGCACUCGGGUCCCACUGGACGUCGCAACCGAUCGUCUUCAACAAGGUGAAGCUUACCAACAAUACGCUGGACAGCAAUGGUCAUAUCGUCCUGACCAGCAUGCACAAAUACCAACCUCGUAUUCACGUCAUCAAAGCCUCAGAUGCUACCCAAAUCCCGUGGGCACCACAGCAAGCCUUCACCUUCCCCGAGACGGAGUUCGUCGCUGUAACUGCCUAUCAGAAUGAUCGCAUCACGAAACUGAAGAUCGACAAUAACCCAUUCGCGAAAGGAUUCCGGGAGACGGGCCAGUCACGGUGCAAGCGCAAGGCAGGACUCCUCAUGUCACCCGACUCCGGCCUUGGAAGCCGCAGCUCGGAGGAGGACGAUGAGUCUGACGGGCAGGAAACGGGCCCGGAAGCAAAGCGUCCUCGCACCAGCAGCCUUGCCGGUUCCCUGUCCUCCUUGGACGACAGUGAACUCUCCGUCAGUGAUGGAUCGUCCAGUGGGACGAGCUCACCGCUAGUGGUGGAUGACUUCGGAUCUCCGGUGCGUCCUUCACCUUCUUCCAUGGCGGCAAGUGCAUUCUACCAGAACCACCAUCCGGCGAUGCACGCUGGACUGUUUGCCGCCCAGCAUCCUCACCAUCUGUCCCACGGCCAUCCGAUGCUACCGCAACCCGGUGGAGGCUCCUGGAUGGACCUCAUGUUCCCUUCGUUCGCCCGUUCACAGACGGGCGGAGGAUCGCCCAGUCUGGAACAGAGCGCGCUCGUGCAGGCAGCUCAGCAGCUGCAACAGUUUGCACGCCGUGAGUUCCUUCCCCUCCCAGUUCCCUCACCCCGGACACCCACCAUCAACAGCAGCAGCAGUGAGGAGGAUAGCCCAAACAAAAAGCACCAGCAGCAGCAGCAGCAGCAGCAGCAUCUUCCCCAGCAUCAACUCCCCUUCAGCAUCUCCGCCAUUCUCGGACAUGAUCGGUAGACGCUCGCGGGGUGUGAAUUGUUUGCACCAACAGCAUCAUCGGAGGUGAGUGGUUGUUGCUCGAAAGACUGCGUGCUCAUGGCUGUGAGCUGGCGAGGGGAUCCAUCCCCUAAACAGCCCCGAAAGAAAGAACAGUUACAGGGAGGGCAAACAUCUCCAUCUUCUGCAGCGUGCUCGACGGUUCGUGGCGUGUGUUUUUGUACUAAGUGACUGAGCAAACGAUGCGUGCCUGUGACUGGGCCGGAUCGAGCGGUGGAGGCAAUAGUGGACACCAUUGUUUGAUUGUAUGAUCCCGGUGAGCUUAGUAAGAACUUUACUUACGGGGGUGAGACACACCGGGUGGUGGAAGUGUGUCGGGUGCGAACAUUUGUUUGAAGGUGUAGAAGCAGAACGAAGCAGCGAGCGCAUUUGUGAGCGUUAAGCUCAAACAUCAGGGCAUCGGGUAGAAGCAGCGAGUGCAAUUGGUUAGAACGAAAUGCCAGGCGGUGUGGAAUGUGACCGUCCAGAAAUGGCCGUCUGCUGCCCUAUCCCCUGUCUAUUCGUUCUACAUUUUAUGUAAUACGAUCGAUCCAAAUUUCUUCAUCUCAAGGAAUAUUGUCAGACUGUUAAUUAUUUUUAAGGCCAAACACCUCCUCAGGACGUCAGGGAUACAAGGCGAAAACUGCUGUCUGGCAGACUUCUUAGGGCCGGUUGUAAGAUAGGAUUGAGCUUUGUUAGGAACCUCAUGCUUUUUUGGACGGUUCUAGUGUAUUAGGUUAGCAGACUAGCAAGCUAGAAUAAUUUAUUGGUGUCCCUCUUUAGGGAUGUAGAUAAUGCUAGGGAAUCUGAAUAGAGCUAAUGUGCGUACUGUGUCACGCCAUCUUAUUUGUUUUGUUUUGCUGUUAGGAAAGUAAGGAGAAAUCCAGUAAAAGAGUUAAAUGUAAGUGACUAUCUCAUUAGACGUUAAGGCGAGCAACCAACGAGAUGUAGCGAAAAGAAAUAAAUAGAAAUUAUAAAACAAUUAAAAAA